Molecule: messenger RNA, 3330 nt
Organism: Meyerozyma guilliermondii ATCC 6260
Lineage: Eukaryota; Fungi; Ascomycota; Pichiomycetes; Serinales; Debaryomycetaceae
Product: aromatic acid exporter family protein
Exons: 1
Coding region: 1-3330 (1109 amino acids)
Source: RefSeq, a predicted model, not a curated record
AUGCGGCUUGCACUCAAACAACUUUCUUUUCAAACUACACCGAUGACUCGACGGUCUUCAGAUACUUCUGGCUCACUUGCCAGUUCUGUGGAGUCGUCUUUGAGAGUCGAACCGUUGCAGUUUCAAGAAAAUGAACGAGAGGGUCCAUUCAACGUUUACGAAGACGGAGAUGAGACCGGUGUUUACACUUCCGAAGAUAAGAAGCCAACCCCUUCAUAUUACCAUAAGCUUCUCAAUAGGGCCAAACCUGAGUAUAUCACCAAGCAUUUGGAUUAUGCACUGUUCAAAGUGGUGUUUCGAACCUGGGUACAGAUAUGGUCGUCGGUGAUAAUCUGCGUUGUUCCUCGGUCUCGUACUUGGGUUGGUCCUGCUGCAUACUUAUUUCAAAUCAUAGGGUUCAUUGCUGUCUCUGGAGGCACCUCUAUGGUAUUCAAUCUCGCAAUGUCUUUUAUGUGUAUGGUUUAUAUCCUCAUUGGAUGGCUCCAUAGCAUUAUUGCUUUGGCGAUAUCAGUCAAGCUUAGAGGCAAUACUUCACCACAAGAAUAUGCUGAGAGUCUUAUCAGAGAAGGUAUUUGUACUAUGGAAAACUUGGAAGCUUGCACGGCUGCCGAUAUCUACUCUGGUCGUCAUUUACAAACGAGAUGUACGGUGAUAUUUAUCUUUGCCAUAUUAUCGUCUAUGAUAAUUUUUGGCCUUUCGCUGAGAAUACACCCAACUUUUCGUCAAGGUAUGAUAUGUGGUAUCAUCGCUAUGCUUAUCAACGUAUGUUAUGACGUCUUUUAUCCAGUUUUCCUUCCACUUCAAGUGGGUCUAGCAGUAUUGAAACCAAUGGGACUUGCCCUUGCUUUAAAAGUGGUAUGUCUGAUGGUUGUGUUUCCAACCACGUCAAAUUUCCGCUAUGUUGAUGGAGUAUUGAAGCAUUUGAAAGCGCUCGAAAAGGCUUGCAAAGGCAACUCUCGGUUCUUGUCCUCGUGCAAACCAUCAGAACCAAAUUUCGGUAAUUAUAAAAAGUUUGCCCGUGAUAUUGUUGGGAUCCGACUGAAGCUACCUCUACUUGACUUGGACGCUCUUCUUUCAAAGUACGAAAUAACGUUUGGUCGAUUUGAUGCUGGUUCCAUCGGUGAAAUGCGUUCAAGUCUACGGAACGUAAUCAGUUUCAGUUCCAGUUUUGAACAGUACUAUCAGAUGUUUGAAGAAAGGGUCGAUUUGGCUAACAACAACAUCCGAGGAUUAUCAAGGAGAAGGAGUUCAGUGGGGUCUAGCAAAUUUGAAGAUGAUGGCCAUUCUAAGCUCUUUGCUACCGUUCACGAACACUACCGAGUAGUGGGGGAAUAUGAGGACAAGAAGCGAAUCAACUUACUUCGCAAGAGAAUAUGUAAUGUUGACCCACAAGAUAGGGUGACUUUGCUCGAUAUCGUUCAUAUCUCAGAGCUUAGUUCCACACUCUUCACACGAUUUCUCGAGACAAACACAAAAUCAAUUGCGGACAUUAUAAAAUGGAUUGAAGCUGCUAACCAAUUCAGAAUUUAUUCGCUUUUACCAAAGAAAUGGGAACUUCACAAGGAAAAGCAAAAGGAAAUGAAUGAAGUUUUGGUGGAAACCAGACAAACACUAUUAGUUGCCAUCAAAGAAUUGGGUUCAACUGACAAACUAAUUGCUGCUGUGAAAGAAUUUUCAAAAAAUGAAGAAGUGUUGUUGAGCUUGAUAACUCACACUUGCCUCUUGUUGUACGUGACAAAGCAACAAACCGAAUCGAUCUUACGCUUGGUAGAUCUCCUCCUUUCUAUCGAUGAAUCGACUCCUACUCCAAAAAUCUUCACCUUCUUCGGUAAGUCCAAGCGAGACAAACCUAGAGUCAGGUCACAUUUGAAUAUGGAUGAGAGUCCUGAUGACAUUUCAACUCCAAAUAUAGACACCGGCGUUCAGCGUCGUAACCCUGAUGCGUUAGCUCCAACAUCCAUUUUUCAUUACUUUGGUUCGAAGACUAUCAAGAUCUAUAAACUUCUUAUGAACAAGCAUUUGUGGUUUUGGAUACGAUCUGGAGUCUUAACCUGCGUUUGUGCUACCCCUUUCUUCUGUCGAACAACGGCUAGUUGGUAUCAUGGUAAUCGUUUGGUGUGGAUUGUCAUUAUGUGUGGAGUGUCGACUUCAGAAUACACUGGGGAAACAAUCUAUGUGUUUUACUGCAAGGUUGUGUACUCCUUCUUUGGCUGCUUGUUAGGCAUGGUUAUGUGGUACAUCUCCACUGGAAAUGGAAGAGGAAACUAUUAUGGUUAUAGUGCCGUCACUGCCGUUGGAUACUUGUAUCUCACCUACUAUCGUCAUUUCUCUUCCCACCGAGCAUUAGUACCAGCGAUUUUGUUUGCGGUGACUUGUUCCUUGGUAAUGGGAACAAGUUGGGUCGACGGACAAUAUAACCAUCUAGCAAAUGUUGGCUAUGGUUUCCAUGUCGCAUGGUUGAGAUUUAUUAGUGUCAUCAUCGGAUUAUGUGUUGGAUUCCUUGCCAGUAUCAUUCCCAAGCCAUCUACAAGUAAAGUUGCAAUUCGCAAAAUUCUUGCAAAGGUUUUAAGUGAAUCUGCUAAUCUCCAUUGCGCUGUCUCCAAUUUUGCAUUGAAUCGUGUCGAGAACUCCCAGGUGCAUUUGUUGGACCGCCAUGAUCUAACCGUGGAGAAAUUUCGAUCCGUAUUGAUAAUCUUGGCCGGUAUUUCCCAUUUAAUGACACCCAUUCAAUUUGAGGUUCCAUUGACGGGAAUCUGGCCAGAAAAACUCUACAAGAGAUUACAGAAUGCAGUGACUGAUAUUAUCCAGCUAUAUUUCAUUUUAUUGUCCAUAUUCAACAGGGUAGAAGAUCCUGCUACAUGGAUUCCUCAUAUGCUCCGAAGAAUAGGCUGGACUGACACCGAACUAUGUGCUGAUUUGUUUGCUGUGGCACAUAUGACUUCUGGCUCCUUGAGCAGUAAGCGAGAAUUGCCCAAGUUUACCAGAGCAAAUAUCUCGUUGAAACAUCUUGACUUGCUUCGUUCCCAGUGGGGAAUCACUCGAUUUUCACUUAACGAAAGGUUUUACUCAGAGGAGAAAGAGAAGGAAAAUGAAGGUGAUUCUGAUGUAUUGCAUGAUUCAUUGAUGGAAAACAUAGACUUCAAUGCACUCUUCAGUGCAGAUGGUCAACUUGACAUUGUGGCGCUUAUAAUUGGACACUUGAUUUACAAGCGGUUUGAUGAGGUGAUGUUAAUCGUCAAGCAAUUAGUUGGCGAGAAAUAUGAUAUGCAUGAGUCAAUCUUUGACGUUGCCGACGACGAGAAUGAUUCGCUUCUCAGAAACCUGAACUAA